UGCUGUCGCUGCCUCCAGCGAAGCGCUGCCUCCGCCGAGGGGAGGGCGCCCGCGGCCCAGCGUCACGGCGGCGGCUCCUCCUCGGACCCCGGUGUUCGCCGCGGCGCCAAGCGGCCGGCCCCGGGUCUCGAGAGCCCCGCUCGGCGCCCCGCGCGCCUCCCUGCCGCUCCCGCCUCGGGCCGGCCGCGGCGCCGGGAGCCGGAGCGAUGCUGCGCCGCCCUGCGCCCGCGCUGGCCCCGGCCGCCUGGCUGCUGCAGCUGCUGCUGGCCGGGCUGCUGUGCGGCGGCGAGGUCUGGGCCGCGCGAGUUAACAAGCACAAGCCAUGGCUCGAGCCGACGUAUCACGGCUUAGUCACCGAGAGCGACAGCGCCGUGCUCCUCGACCCCCCGCUGAUCGCCCUGGACAAAGACGCGCCGCUGCGCUUUGCAGAGAGUUUUGAGGUGACAGUCACCAAAGAAGGUGAGAUUUGUGGAUUUAAAAUUCACGGGCAGAAUGUCCCCUUUGACGCAGUGGUCGUGGAUAAGUCCACUGGCGAGGGAAUCAUUCGCUCCAAAGAGAAACUGGACUGUGAGCUUCAGAAAGACUACACAUUCACCAUCCAGGCCUACGACUGCGGGAAGGGACCAGAUGGGGCCAACGUGAAAAAGUCUCAUAAAGCAACCGUCCACAUUCAGGUGAACGACGUGAAUGAAUACGCCCCCGUGUUCAAGGAGAAAUCCUACAAGGCCACGGUCGUGGAGGGGAAGCAGUACGACAGCAUCCUGCGGGUGGAGGCGGUGGACGCAGACUGCUCCCCGCAGUUCAGCCAGAUUUGCAGCUACGACAUCGUCACGCCGGAUGUGCCCUUCACCGUCGACAAAGACGGCUACAUAAAAAACACGGAGAAGCUGACUUACGGGAAGGAACGCCAGUACAAGCUGACCGUCACCGCCUAUGACUGCGGGAAGAAACGGGCCACAGAAGAUGUUCUGGUGAAGAUCAGCAUCAAGCCCACCUGCGCCCCCGGGUGGCAAGGAUGGAACAACAGGGUCGAGUACGAGCCUGGCACCGGCGCUUUGGCCCUCUUCCCAAACGUCCACCUGGAGACGUGUGACGCAUCGGUGGCCUCGGUACAGGUGGCCGUGGAGCUGGAGACCAGCCACAUAGGGAAGGGCUGUGACCGCGACACCUACUCCGAGAAGUCCCUUCACCGGCUCUGUGGUGCCUCGUCUGGCACCGCAGAGCUGCUGCCUUCGCCCAGCGGCUCCUUGAACUGGACUGUCAGCCUCCCCACCGACAACGGCCACGACAGUGACCAGGUCUUCGAGUUCAACGGCACCCAAGCCGUGAGGAUCCCAGAUGGCGUGGUUUCCAUCGAUCCCAAGGAGCCGUUCACGAUUUCCGUGUGGAUGAGACAUGGGCCGUUUGGCCGGAAGAAGGAGACGGUUCUUUGCAGCUCAGACAAAACAGACAUGAACCGGCACCAUUACUCCCUGUACAUCCACGGCUGCCGGCUUAUUUUCCUCCUGCGUCAGGAUCCCUCCGAGGAGAAGAAAUACAAACCUGCGGAAUUCCACUGGAAGCUGCACCAGGUCUGUGACGAGGAGUGGCACCACUAUGUCCUCAACGUGGACAUCCCAAGCGUGGUGCUCUACGUGGACGGCACUUCUCACGAGCCCUUCUCUGUGACUGAGGAUUACCCGCUUCACCCGUCCAGUAUUGAAACGCAGCUUGUGGUCGGGGCUUGCUGGCAAGAAUAUUCAGGAGUUGAAAAUGACAAUGAAACUGAGCCUGAGCCUAUGGCCUCUGCAGGUGGCGACCUGCACAUGACCCAGUUUUUCCGAGGUAAUCUGGCCGGCCUGACAAUCCGUUCCGGGAAGCUGGCGGAUAAGAAGGUGAUUGACUGUCUGUAUACCUGCAAAGAGGGGCUGGAGCUGCACGUCCCCGAAGACAGCGGCAGAGGCGUCAAGAUCCAUGCCACCCCCAGCCAGUCAGUGUUGACCUUGGAGGGAGAGGACGUCGGGGACUUGGAUAAGGCCAUGCAGCACAUUGCCUACCUGAAUUCGCGACAGUUCCCCACCCCUGGGAUCCGCAGGCUCAAAAUCACCACCACAGUCACGUGUUUCAGCGAGGCCACCUGCAUCUCCAUCCCCCCGCUGGAUGGCUACGUGAUGGUCUUGCAGCCGGAGGAGCCCAAGAUCAGCCUGAGUGGCAUCCACCACUUUGCUCGAGCAGCUUCUGAAUUUGAAAGCUCGGAGGGCGUUUUCCUUUUCCCGGAGCUUCGGAUCAUCAGCACCAUCACGCGAGAAGUGGAGCCCGAAGGGGAAGGGGACGAGGACCCCACAGUUCAAGAGUCACUGGUGUCUGAGGAGAUCGUGCACGACCUGGACACCUGCGAGGUCACGGUGGAGGGAGAGGAGCUGAACCGUGAGCAGGAGACCCUGGAGGUGGACACGGCCCGCCUGCAGCAGAAGGGCAUCGAAGUGAGCAGCUCUGACCUGGGCGUGGUCUUCACAGGCGUCGACACGAUGGCCAGCUACGAGGAGGUCUUGCACCUCCUGCGCUAUCGGAACUGGCACACCAGGUCUUUGCUGGACCGCAAGUUCAAGCUCGUCUGCUCCGAGCUGAAUGGCCGCUAUGUCAGCAACGAAUUCCAGGUGGAGGUGAACGUGAUCCACACGGCCAACCCCGUGGACCAUGCCAGCCACAUGGCCGCGCAGCCGCAGUUUGUCCACCCCGAGCACCGCUCCUUCAUUGAUCUCUCGGGUCACAACCUGGCCAAUCCCCACCCGUUCGCAGUCGUCCCCAGCACCGCCACAGUGGUCAUCGUCGUGUGUGUCAGCUUCCUGGUUUUCAUGAUCAUCCUGGGGGUGUUCCGGAUCCGGGCGGCCCACCAGAGGACCAUGCGGGACCAGGACAGCGGGAAGGAGAACGAGAUGGACUGGGACGACUCCGCCUUGACCAUCACAGUGAACCCCAUGGAGACGUACGAGGACCAGCACAGCAGCGAGGAGGAGGAGGAGGAGGAGGAAGAGGAGAGCGAGGACGGGGACGAGGAGGAUGACAUCACCAGCGCCGAGUCGGAGAGCAGCGAGGAGGAGGAGGGGGAGCACGGCGACCAGCAGACGGCCAGCAGGCAGCAGCAGCUGGAGUGGGACGACUCCACCCUCAGCUACUGAGCCGGCCGCCCCUCCGUCCCCCCCUUUCCUGCUUCAAGAGACUCCGCUGUCAUCUCUGCGCUCGCCCCGAGGGUCCACGGUGUACAAAGUCAUUCUGGCCAGUCGGUCUGCCGACCCGCCCCCCGCCUCUGCCCCCACUUGGUGUGUAGGACUGUAGGCCCCCCUGCUCCCGCCGCCGCCGCCGCCGCCGCUGCCACCACCCCCAGGUCUCUUAAGUUAUGUGAGGAGCUGACACUCCCUGUCUCGCCGCCGGAGAUGCGCGGUGCCUGGACUCCUUGACAAAGGUUUAGAAUUGCUCACUCCCACCUGCUAAUCCUUUUUUUCCCUUUUUUUUUUUAAAGAAAAAGUUUUUAUUUUUUCCAAACUAGUGCAUGUACAAAAUGGCAGAAUGGGGGUUCAUAUGUAGAUGAACUGACUUUUUAAUAUUUUGUAAAUAAAUUGGGACUCCUCGUGUCUUCUGUGCUAGUGUAAUCCAGGGCUGGAUGCAAAGUGAAGGGGCGACACUGAGCCUGGGAGGGACCAAGGCCCCUGCCCUCUCCGUCCCCCGCGGAGGUGAGGAAGGGGUGCGUCCUUCUCACAGCCCAGUGACCUCCUGGUCUCGGCGUCGGGCCUCGGCAUGUGGCCGGGCCAGCAGGGGCGUGCACAUCGGUGUGCUGCCUGGCAGGACGGGACCAGAUCAGGGACCCUCUUGGGAGGCUGAGAUGGCCAGUCUUUUCUUUGGGAUUCUGCCCAUUCCUGCCUUGGCGGGAGGGGAGAGGGGGAGCUGGGGUCCCUGGCCUUGUUGCUCGCUUCUCCGAGGACUGGCAGCUCCUUGUACAGGAGCCUGGACUCAGGUGCAGCCUGGGGCUUCACCCCGAGCCCCUGUCCACCUCCUUGCCGUGGGAGCACACGGCAAUCUCACAGUCAGUGCAGACCCUCUGAGCGCUUGGUUUGGAGACGCCAGCAGGCCUGAGGGAUCUGCAGAUUUGCUGAAACGACACCCCAUGGCCCCAAGGCAGUGCUCGACUCCCCGUCCUCCGCAGAGUCCUGGGGUCAAGCCCACGCCCAGCAGGUGGGGUAGGGCAAGGGAAGCUAAAACCCCUAAAGCCCUCGGGUUUUCAGUUACAUGUAAAACUUUAAUUUCUAAAACGGGGGGAGAUAAUUUUGAACACUGUUCUGUGAUCAUAACUGCUAGUUUCGAGGACACUGCCAGCUGUCCUGCAUCCUGUGUGGCCAUCCCCCCAUGUGCUGUCGCUGUAGCUGCUCUGUUUAGACAAUGGGUAGACGCUCUGUGGAGGCGGGCCCGUCUAUAGCCGCCGUGGUGUCACUUUUCAGAUGUGUAUAUUGAUGAUAGGUCAGAAAGUGUAUACACUACAAUAAAGUCUGGUUCUAACUCCA
Messenger RNA from Phacochoerus africanus (Common warthog), 4535 nucleotides. It is a transcript of the gene CLSTN1, whose product is annotated as calsyntenin 1. Gene Ontology annotation, molecular function: calcium ion binding; X11-like protein binding; kinesin binding. NCBI's taxonomy places the organism in Eukaryota, Metazoa, Chordata, Mammalia, Artiodactyla, Suidae. The coding region runs from base 207 to 3158 and encodes 983 amino acids. The record is from RefSeq and is a predicted model, not a curated record. Gene Ontology annotation, cellular component: postsynaptic membrane; cell surface. Gene Ontology annotation, biological process: positive regulation of synaptic transmission; homophilic cell-cell adhesion; positive regulation of synapse assembly. The transcript is spliced from 19 exons.